This is a messenger RNA of Bursaphelenchus okinawaensis, 884 nucleotides long. The record is from the annotation of a GenBank genome assembly. NCBI's taxonomy places the organism in Eukaryota, Metazoa, Nematoda, Chromadorea, Rhabditida, Aphelenchoididae.
AUGGAGUUGAGGUUUGCAAUGUCACAACAGCGGUUAAAUACAUUGAAGGUAUGUUGAGUACGACGGAAGCGAACAUAUCAGUAUCGAUACAACAACAUCUUUCACAAUUGAUGUUUACGUUUUUACAGUCAGUAAGUUGGUGUUAAUUUCUUUAUAGUUAUUGUAUCAGAAUACUGUUAUUUAUUGUAUCAGGAUAUGUCAGUUAUUGUAGUUACUGUAUCAGAAUACAGUAUGUAUUUAUCAUUUAGGACACAGAGUUCAAGGCCAAGAACAAGAUUGACAUAAGUCAUCAGUUGAAAGAGAUCCGAGACGUGGCUUGUCGCUUGACAGUCAUAAAUGUAGCUCGUAAACUAACGACUUUAAACGAGACUCUGUAUGGACAAGUAUCUGAUGAUGGUCUUAUUGAUCUGCAUCAAAUUAUGUAUGGGAUCAAUAUGAUUCAAGAUGUAAGUUAUACUUUUCGAGUUCAGUAUACCAUGAGCAAUAUAAAGGUAGCUAUUAGCACGCGUUGCUUAUAAUAACGUUAUAGAAAAAGAUAAAGUAAAUAAAUCAUAGCACUAUAUAAAAUAUUUAAAUUAUAGACAAUUUCCAACAGAUUUACUGAAAAUCGCCUGCACUAUCAUUACAUUGAGUUCGGACCGUUCCGUGAAGCCCUUUACAACCUAUACUCUACUGGCAGAAGGGUCAAGUUCAACAUUCAUAAGCUGGUUAGGGACUUCUAUGAAGCUGUUAGGUUGGGUAAAUCGGAAAUGAACAAACCACCAGCUGAUAAAAUGCCCCAACCAGUGUAUGAAAGAAUGGUAGCGACCAUGAAGGAAAAAGGGUUCAGCGACAAAGACCUACAACCACUAUUUGAUACUGUAAAAAAUGUUGAAUGGAAUUGA